UCGGAUAUCUCCCAACCGGCGGAAAGACGACUCAACUUUGCCGUAGUAACUAAAAGUUCAGCCAACUCAAUUUUGUCCAUCGUGCUAUCGGCGUUGUUUGAGGCCUACGAAGAUUUCUCUUGGUUGGUGGACUACCUGUCCCAGGAGGUGAACCAGACCAUGGCUAUGACUGGAACUUUUGCGCAACUGAAGCGACCGGUCUACAAAUUCAGUGAACUACCUGACGUCAUGCAGGCACACGAACUCCUGCAGACCAAUGUAUCCGCCCCCAGCCACGUAGCCAGUGAGUUGGCUCGCCUCGUGACUUGCGUUUAUAACCUCUUGGGUAAUCUGGUCAAGCAUUACUUGACCUUGAUCCAGCGCAACCUCGGUACGUUCCCGCCUUCCUUUGAGCGGGUGGUUCGCAUUUAUGGACGUCAAGUUAUGCCUCACGCUUAUGCGUUCGUAUAUUACUUACAGAUGUGUGAGUCGGAGAAGGCAAGGCUCCUUUUGGAAACCCAGUCGCUAAAGAAAAGCAAGCCAGGUGUUGCUGCGUCGAAAGCAAAAGUUCGCAAACAUCCUGCGAAACGGAAUGUAAGUAACUUGCUAUCUUGCCUGCCUUUCGAUUGCAACUUUGUUUAA
Molecule: messenger RNA, 621 nt
Organism: Dibothriocephalus latus
Lineage: Eukaryota; Metazoa; Platyhelminthes; Cestoda; Diphyllobothriidea; Diphyllobothriidae
Source: the annotation of a GenBank genome assembly